Phasianus colchicus (ring-necked pheasant) is the source of this 3406-nucleotide messenger RNA. NCBI's taxonomy places the organism in Eukaryota, Metazoa, Chordata, Aves, Galliformes, Phasianidae. The record is from RefSeq and is a predicted model, not a curated record.
GGAUUAAAAGAAAAAAAAAAAAAAAAAGAGAGAGAGAGAGAGAGACGCGGACACGGACACACACAGAGGACUCCUCUUCUUUCGGUGCCUGCACUUAUGCCCGGUGCAGCUCACUUCCAACCCCGCUGCCAACCUGCUGCCUACUUCUACCCCGGAGAAACCUCAGCUCAGCCCCAAGCCGGGCCCCCGGGGACCCCCGCCCGCACCGUGAGCAAGGGCACAGGAUGGCCUCAGUUCUCCCUCUGCUGCUGCUCUGGGCGUUUGCCCCCACGGUGGUCCCGGAGGUGCUCAGUCCUGAAGAUGUCACAGAUGACCUCAAGGCCCUGCAGGUGUCCAUCCCACGGCACCCAGCCCUUCACGCUGUGCUGGCAGGGGAUGUCACCAUCCCCUGCCUCAUCACCUACCUCGCACCCCUGCCCACUGCCAGCACGGCAGGGCGCCGGGCAGUGCUGGGAGCCCCCCGGGUCAAGUGGACCUUCAUCUCUGAAGGCAGGGAGGCGGAGAUCUUGGUAGCACGGGGGGAAAGGGUGAAGGUGAGUGAGGACUACCGCCUCCGUGCCUCCUUGCCCGUCUUCCAUCAGCGUUACACUGACGCCUCUCUGCUGCUCACUGAGCUGCGCCCCAACGACUCGGGGAUCUACCGCUGUGAUGUGCAGCAUGGCAUCGAGGACGGCCACGACAUCCUCGACCUCAGAGUCAAAGGAGUGGUGUUUCACUACCGUGGGGGUUCCACGCGCUACACCUACACUUUUGCCGAGGCGCAGGAGGCGUGCACUGCCAUCAGUGCCAGCAUUGCCACCCCUGAGCAGCUGUAUGCUGCCUAUCUGGGCGGCUACGAGCAGUGUGAUGCUGGCUGGAUCGCUGACCAGACCGUCAGGUACCCCAUCCACACUCCCCGCGAGGCGUGCUAUGGAGACAUGAAUGGCUUCCCAGGGGUGAGGAACUACGGUGUGGUGGACCCGGAGGACAUGUACGACGUGUACUGUUAUGCUGAGGACGUGCCAGGGGAAAUAUUUUUGGAGACGGCCCCGGACAAGUUUACCCUGGAGGAGGCGGUGGCGCGGUGCCGGGCGCAGGGUGCGGUGCUGGCGAGCACAGGACAGCUGUACGCAGCCUGGAGUGCAGGGUUGGAUGCCUGCAACCCGGGCUGGCUGGCUGAUGGCAGCGUCCGCUAUCCCAUCGUCACCCCGCGGGAGCGCUGCGGAGGAGCCCUGCCGGGUGUCAAAACCAUCUUCCAGUUUCGCAACCAGACGGGAUUCCCCGAUGCACAGAGCAGAUACGAUGCGUACUGCUUCCGAGAAGGGACAAACUCUUUCCCUGAGGCUGCAGGAAAAUAUCAAGCCAGAGAGCCCGAGGGCCUCCAGGAGAUUGUUACAGUGGCAGAAAAGCUGGAGGAGCUGCAGCUGCCCAAAGCGCAAGUGGAGAUUGAGUCGCGAGGGGCUAUAUACGCCGUCCCUUUCUUUAAGGAUGUGGCUGAUGCUGAGCUGGAAAAGCCAAGCCUGUCCCCCGAAGACACCCGGCACCCCCCAAUAGAUACCUCCUUGUCCUCAGCACGAGGACAUCACCCAUCCUCGGCUGCCCCUUUCCCCACAGCCCCAGCCGUCCCCAAGGCAGGCAUCCCGCAUAGCUGUGCUGCACAACCAGGCAGCCCGUCCCCUGCAGACCAGGACGAGGCGACAGGGACAGGUGGAAGGUGCACAGAGGCCAGGCAAGAGCCAUCCCGCACGGAAGAUGGAGCAGCACUGGAAUGGCAGCUGAGCUCCGUGCUGGGUGAGGACUCCGGGAACACAGCAGCAGAGAGUCCAGGCAGAGGGCAAGAGCCUGGACAGCCCAUGAAGCCGAAUGUGCAGACACUCUUGGUGGGCACAGAAGGACCCAGUGACGCCCUGUCCCCAGCGGUGGCUGCAGCAGGUGACACACAGCCAUCCAAUGGGCAUCCCCAGCCACCUGGCCCCGUUGUCCCCACGUGCCUCCCCAUCCACCUGUGGGAAGCUGUGGGGCGGCCAGCCCACAACGGCAGGGCAUCUGGGCACAGGGACAGCCAGGUGACACCUCCGACCAGCGCCACUUUUGUCACUUCGACAGAUAUGCAAGAGCCAUCCCCCUCCAUAGGCAGCCGUGGGGCCGGGGGCACCAGCACCCCCAUCCACACUGCAGGGGCUGCUGAGGACCCUGAACUGUCAGGAGAUGUGACCGAAAACCCUGGGGCAUCCCCGCUGCCCCCCGCACCGCCGCAGCUGCAGGAUGAUGGAGAGGAGCAGUCGGGGGCCCCGUGGCUCUCCUCACCCACAGCACCAGGGGAUGGGGGCACAGCCCCGGCAACGGCGGUCACCCCAUGGCACGCAGAGGUGCCCAGCAGCAGCGAUGCACUGCAAACCCCAAGCACUGAUCAUGGGAUGCCCGCUGCAUCUUCAGAAGAGGAGGAGGAUGAGGAAGAGGAGGAUGAAGAAGAGCGUCCGAUGCCCUCUGUUGCAACCGUGGAGGGUUUCCUUGCAGCUGUCCCCGGAGAACCAGGUGGCUGCAUCCCCAACCCCUGCCUGAACGGAGGGACCUGCAUUGAGGAUGGCACCCAUCCCACCUGCCUCUGCCUGCCAGGUUACGGAGGGAGCAGCUGCGAGAGACCGCUGAAGAGGUGCAGCCCCAGCUGGGACAGCUUCCAGGGAGCCUGCUACAAGCACUUCUCCACCCGGAGGAGCUGGGAGGACGCCGAGUCACAGUGCAGACAUUUUGGGGGGCACCUGGCCACCAUCCUGACCCCCGAGGAGCAGGACUUCAUCAACGAACAGUACCGCGAGUAUCAAUGGAUCGGCCUCAACGACCGCACCAUCGAGGGGGACUUUCAGUGGUCCGACGGCAGCCCUCUGCUCUAUGAGAAUUGGCACCCGGGGCAGCCCGACAGCUACUUUCUCUCCGGUGAGAACUGCGUGGUCAUUGUGUGGCACGACGGGGGACAGUGGAGCGAUGUCCCCUGCAACUACCACCUCUCCUACACCUGCAAAAUGGGGCUGGUGCAGUGCGGACCCCCCCCUACUGUCAGCAACGCCCGAGCCUUCGGCAAACCAAAGCAGCGCUACGAGAUCGGCUCCAUCACGCGCUACCACUGCCGCCACGGCUUCGCCCCGCGCCGCUCCCCCAUCAUCCGCUGCCGUGAGGAUGGGAUUUGGGAACGGCCCCAGCUCUCCUGCCGCCCCGGGCUGGCCCAGCACUCCGAGGACUGAGUGAGCUGUCACCUUCCCAGGCCCCGGAGCUGGCAUGGAUGGGGAUGUCACUGGGAUGGCAGUGCAGCCCUGGAGGGCAAGAGGUGCCCUGGUGGGUGCCUGCCCUCUGCUUGUUUUAUAUCUGUACAAAGAAACCCCAACAACUAAAGAGUCCCUCAAAAGGAAUUGCCAGCAACUCGUGUGGUGUC